Messenger RNA from Cavia porcellus (domestic guinea pig), 8685 nucleotides. RefSeq names its product coiled-coil domain containing 185 (gene Ccdc185). Lineage: Eukaryota; Metazoa; Chordata; Mammalia; Rodentia; Caviidae. The coding region runs from base 7688 to 8614 and encodes 308 amino acids. The transcript has a single exon. The record is from RefSeq and is a predicted model, not a curated record.
GCCUCCCGGCCCGGCCCGGCCCGGCCCGCGGUGCGGGACGCAGACUGCGCGCGCCCGGAGGCCCCGCGCCCGCACCUGACUCGCGCGCGGCGGGGGCGCGGAGGGGCGGGACCAGGCCCGAGUGGGUGGGGCCCCGAGAGCGCGGGCCAAUAGGAGGCCGGCGCGCCUGCACCUGCCCGGCGCGCUCCGCCUUCCCGCGCGUGCCCGUAGAGCCACCGCGGCCUUGGGGUCGUGUCCCGGCGUCCCCGCGGGGGCGCUCGCCUCCGGCGCCGGCGGUCUCCGCUGGGUCCCGCCCCCGGCUGGCCCGCCCCGGGGGAUCUUCGGCUCACGGGGCUGGCGGAGUGGGGCGCGCUCCCCGAGACGCCAACUGGGGAUCCCGGGAUGGCUGAGGCCAGAGGGCGCUCCCUGCACUCGGCCCGCGGCUCCCAGGAGGCUCAGGCCUUAUCCGGCCUGGAUCCCGCAGGCCAGGGGCCUUGGCUGGGUUAAAGGCCCCGGAGAGGAGGGGCAACCUCGGGACCAGGACAAGAGGGUUGGGGCGUCAGCGCCCCAGGCCCACGGUGCGGAGGUCUGAGGUUCUGGGCUCUGCGCAGUUCCGGGUGCUGGAGCCCUCGGGGUCCUCCAGGUCGGCCCCCCCCCACGGACACCUCCCGCGGCGGUGAAGGGGUGAGCACUGAGAUGCUACUGCAGGCGGCACUUAGAACCGGCAGCCUCCAUUAUUCUGUAGCAAUUUGUGGCUAUAAAAAUCAUGUUUCUGAUGCAGCCACCAAAUCAUCCCGCGCUUCUGUCGACUCUCCAAAUCUCAGGUAUGUUGGUAGUUGGGAAAUUACAGCUUUUACCGCGUUGGCUCUUACUGAGAGUAAUUUUAACAAACCCUCACAGGAUAGAUUAGUGGUUAGUAGAUAAAUCAAGCUCAGUAUUUUUUCCCAAUUUGUAAAAUGGAGAUGGCAGCUUCGCACAGAGCGAAUUUAGGAUUCUGGCUCACACAAGUGUGUAUUUGCUAAAGCCUGUACUUUGAGGCUCCAGAGUACUGAGGGCAUAUUUCCAUUUCCCAAGGUCUUUUGAUUUUCCUCUACAGAAUAAAUAUGUAUUCCAUUUUUUCUCAGUGUAUUUUCUGCCCUCUUUACUCAUCAAAUCCACAGAGCUCAAAUAUACUUGUUGACCAUGCAAUGCUUUUACAACUAAAAGUGGGGUACAGCUUAAAUGUCAUUGGAACCCCUCUUCAGCUGAAGUAAAACCCACUUACACCAAGAACAUCAGGGAAAAGGUUCCCCCAAGUCGCCCCAGUACCCCCAAGGGCUCUGUGUUUGAGGCCCUGUCCAUGGUUUCUGAGAAGUGGGCACCCAGCCUCAUCCAUCACAUCCUAAAAAGGCCCUCGAAUUUGCCAGAUCGCUCUUGGCAGAGCCUUCCUUGUGCUGCCCGAUGUCUGCCUUCCUGGACAUUGCCCCAGCUGUACCCUGCCCCGUCCUGGCCUCUCACACAGUUAAGGCCGCGGCUGCAUUUGGAGAUGCUCAUAUCCCCUAGAACCUUCUGCUCUCUGGAUCCUGCAUGGCCGUGCCCUUUGGUGCUGACUCCCGGACUCGUCCACAGCCCUCCUGCCUUUUGCUGAAUGGAGCUGGCCUUCCAGUGCCCCACAGUUGAGGUCUGAUUCAGAGUUUGUUUCACUCUGGGGCCUUGCCGGUGGGGCCGGAUGGGAGCUGUGUCUCCCACGGCUCCCUCUACUAAUGCAGGUGACAAAGACAAGCCCAGGUGCAAGUGCAGGCCUAGCUGGAGUAACUUAGCAAGACUCUAUCAAAAUUAAAAAGGGGUCAGAGAUACAGCUGUGUACAAAGGCACUGGGUUCAACCCCAAUACCACAAGCAAGGAAGGAAAGGAGGAAGAAAGGAAGAGCUCAGCUGUGGUUACACACUGUGAGCUGGCAGCAAGUCCCUCAUUUAUUCAUUCAACAUGUAUUUCCUGCAAUGCUGGGCCCUGAGAGACAUCAGAAGUGGCCACAGCAGGAGGUGCCAUGGGGCCUUCAGAUCUCCUGGCAGCCAGACUCAUUACCCAGGUUUCCGUAGAGCCCCACAUGCAGGCCUGCCCUGGACAUGCCACUCGGAGAGGGGCCGGGCCUCUCCAGGAGCUGUGGGAGGCCACAGGAAGGGACCCACAUGCUCAGGAGGUCAAGGAGGCUCUGACCCAAGAAUCUAAGGGAUACAGCUCAGUGCUAAGGAUGAGCCCCUUAGUGACGCUGCCCAGCUGUGUGGCUUUGUAGGGAGCCAGGCAGGUAGAGAGACACCAAAUCAACCCAUUAACAGGUUUGGUGGCUUUGAGGGAGAGAAGGCAGGCAGAUCCCCUGCCGAGAUCUGUAAGCCUGCAUGGCACAGGAGCUAGGACCACAGUGGGUGGCAUGAGCAGAGGCCCCAGGGCACCUUCGGCCACACUGCACACCACGCAGCCCCUUGUUGCCACAGUGCUUUCCGCACUCACCGUGCCUCCCUGAGACUCGAUGGCACCUUGGUUGUCAGACUCCAGGCUCAGGCUGAGCAAAAUACAACACACCAACAAGAACUUUGAAAGACCCAUGCAUUUUUCACACAUUUCAACAAAGCAUAUUCUUUAGAAAUAUUCAGUUUAAUGCCCAUGUUCUGUUGAAGGUAAAGAAGUUACUCCAACAUAGACAAGCUGCUAAUGGCACCUUUUCUCCACUUUUCCCCAAGUAGCCUUCCCUACAUCUGUGUAGACUGUGCCACCAGGCCAUAAAGUAGCUACCCUGCCAAGGUGUGUCUCUGGGUCACUGCCAAGGACCCCACUGUCUCUCUGCAGAUCUGGGUCCUCCUUGGCCCUGGACCUGCUUAUUUGGGUCCCUCCCAUCCUUCUAGGGAUUGGCCAAUUACCAUCUCCUGCCUAUAAUUGCGUUCAGGUUACAGAUAUGAAAAACAUGAAAAUCCUAAGAUGUGGCAAAGCUAGCAACUUCAAGGUCCUCUUCUGCCCUGGUCCACACACAGUUCUUUCUGCUGUAACCUACAGCCUUGGCAGAGAGGUCGGAUGCUGGAGGCUGAGUGGGCAGAGGCUGGGGGAAGGGGGUGGAGACCCAUGCUUGCCCCCUGCAGCUCAGACCCAGCAUGGCGUCACAGGGGUGGGCAUACACUUAGCACUGCCCCACACACUCUGAGGACCUCAUACCUAUGGAAUACUUGCACUGUGGGUAAGUGAUUGUUUCCGUGGCAAUUGAGCUUCCUGAUUUCCACAUAUUUAACCCAGUAUUUUUUUUUUAAAAAGAAGUUUUCAGGCUAUAAUUCUGUUCUCAGCAUUACAUUUGCAUAAAGUUGUUUAUGUAUUGCCCUUGGUGUCCCCAUGUCUGUGUGGUUCCUGUCAUUCGUGUUUAUGGUUUUGUAGCUCCGAUGCUGUAAGAUGAGCCCUGGUCUCCUUGCUGGCCAUGAGGCAAGCUGCCCUGCACAGACAUGGUAACCUGGGAGCAUGUGUCAUCCUGGGCAGUGAGGAAAACCUGCAGGUGGGUCAGAAAGAGCUGAAAUUCUGUGAAGUUGCACCAUUAAGUUGAAUUCUGAAAAUUAAGAAUUCAUCCUGUCAUCCAGACAGCAGUUUUAAAUUUAGCAAUAAAUUUAUAUAAAAUAAAACUCACCCAGAUGUGUGGAGGUGCCAGGCUUGGCUUGUAGAAAAUCAAGUGCUGGGAGCCUGUCAGGCAGGGUGCAGGGACAUGCAGGGGCCCGCUGUCAUGGGGUGCUGGGGAACAGAGAGGGACCUCGGGUGGCAGGUGUACCCACCUUUCCAGAGCUGGGGACUCCAAGAGCUUUCUCCGUAAAGAAACCAUAAAUGUUUGAGGAAAUGGAUGUGUUCACACUGAUAUAAACACCACACCAUGCAUGCAUACAUCAAACCGUUCCACAGCACCCCAUGAAUGUAUAAUUUUUAUGUUUUUAUGUAUCGAUGGAACAGUAAAUAUAAAAAAUAUUAAAAAGCAAACAUCUCCCAAAAAAGGAAAUAAAUAUCCUAUGAUAUAUGUUACAUUUACUUAUACAUAAUUUUCAUUCCUGGUAGCCACAUUGAAACAAGUGUAAUGGAAGUUUUUUUUGUUUUGUUUUUUUACCUUUUUUGAGACAGGGUCUCACUAUGCAGCUCAAGCUGGCCUUGAGCUCACUUUGUAGCACAGACUGGUCUCGGACUUGCAACAGUUCUCCUGCCUCAGCCUCCUGAGUGCUGGGAUUACAGGCAUGGACUAGCCUGGCAGUGAAAGUAAUUUUGAUAAUACAUUGUUUUUUAGGCUGUCAAGUUGGAAAUACCCCAUCUUAGUGUGUGGCUAAUUCUUUAAAAGCACAGAGUUAAGUUUCCACUUUUUCACUCCGCAUCUCAGGAAUUCUCUGUGUGUGUCCUGGCACCCGUGCUGGUCUCUCUACUGUGCCCCACCUGAGAAUUAGGAGUGGGCUGACCAGGGCAGGGCCGGAAAUCUAUCCUGGGGAAGGCACAGGCUGGUUCUGCACUGUCACGUCACGUCCUGGGGUUGGGGCACACCUUGCUGUUCAAACUCUCCAACAGAUUCAGAGCAAGGCUGGCGCCCUGUGGGGCAGCGGCCACUUCUCAGCCAGGGGCUCUGUGGCCACACAGAGGUGGCUGGCUCCGCACAGGACCCCGGAAGUUUCCCUUCACUGCCCCUUCACUGCCUGGACAGGGCCACAGCUUCCAGGCUGGAGACCCCCACAGCAUUGGUCAGAAGCAGAGACUGUGCUGCUCUGUGCACUCUGCCUGGGCCCUGGGCCUCCUCAGAGGAGGUGUCUGUCCAUAGCCAGAGGGCAGCUUUGUUCCAGCCCAUUUGCUCUACAGUGGGACUGCUUGUUCCCACAGCCUUGCCUGAUUUCCAAGACCACUGUCCCCCAGAGCCCCGAAACUGCAUGCCUUCUGUUAUUGCCGCGUCCCAUCUGCUGGGCCCAGACUGGAAAUCCUUCCUGUGGACUGAGUCCAUGCCCUUGACUGCUCCAUUGGCCCCCCGGGCGCCCCCCUUGUCCUGGUUGCCCCUCCCUGCAGUUCCCUAGGUCACCACCAGCCUCUCCAAGGUCCUCACGCUGUCCCAGGCCGGCUUCCUAACUAACAUAGCAGUCCUGAUCCCGCAGAUCCCGCAGCUCUCUUCUGGAACCAAGGCUUUUGCUGCUCCCCGCCACUGCCCACACAGUGGAGUUCAACCCUUCCUUACAAGCAGGAGAGCCCUGGGUCUUCUCAUCAGGGUGCUCCAAGGGGCCCAGGACAUAACGGUGAUGAAAUCUGGAAUGGCUCUGGGUAAAGCAGGGGCAGAGGCCUCAGGACCUUCCCCCAAGUCUCCCAGUUCUGCCCCCACUGAACCCAAGCAGUCCCAGGAGCCCAGCAGAUCCUGUGCACAGCUGGGACUCUGCACCCUCGGGUUGGCAUUCAAGGCCCAGCAGAGGUUGGCUCACCCACCCCACAGAUGCUCCCCACACCCUGGAGACCCAAGCCACCAAGUCCUCAUGGGCCAGGCAUUCAGAGUUCUCCUGGCCAUGCAGCUCUGGGCAGGUGUGUCCUGCUCACACUGUCCCAGUUGCUCCUCUCAUUUGUCACCCAGGUUUGGCUUCUAUGUCACUCUGUAUGCAGAAGGACUUCCUUGCCGUGAGCUACCCAGAAAGGGCAAGCAGCCCCCGCUUCUCUGUCCCCCCCCAGCAUCCCCUGUGUCCACCUCUCCUGGCACUGUCACCUCUACCCCAGCCCAGAGCCCUGGGUAUAAAGGUGAGACCGCGUGUCCAUCCUGUCACUAGCAGAGGAAGAGCCACACAUGACUGUGACAAGCUCUGGGGGGCUAGUGAGCCCCGAAAGAAACCGGAGCCCUUGGGUCCUGUUGUGGCCCUGACCUAGCUCAGACUCAGAACCCAGCCUCCUUGGCCACUACUGCAGCACUCAAGUGCUUCCAAGGUCAGUGUGGACUGCAGCUGCCCAGCCCUGCCAUGGGCGACUGCUCCGCAGGGUGAAUGCAGAUGCAUUCACUAGGUCAAGACUCUCAAGUCCCUGGGGCUGAAGUGCCCUGUCCAGGACAGGCAAGACUCAGGAGCACUUGGCAGCAUGGGGCCGCUGGCAGGGUCUCCAGCUGCUAGGACACUGAGCUUUCACCCAUGGGACAGUGCCCUCUGUGACAGGAGGUGCCCUUUGGGACUGGCCAGAGCCAUGUUCAUCCACACAGUGUUCACACAGCUUUGUGGAGACGAUGCUGAACUCUAAGUGUUCCUGACCUCACAAAGCAGGUCCAUGUCAGACCUGGCUCAGCACUUUAAACAGUGCCAUCCCCAGUCUGAGUUACAAUCACAUACACGAAAGUGGAUAGAAACCCAGGGCUCUGCCACUGCAGCUCAGGCAGGUGCCACAUGGCCCUCAGGAUAUGGUGGCAGCACCCUCUGGUUUCCCCUGACCAGGAUUUUCUUAGCAGGACUCAGAAGCUCUGGGACCCUGACAGAAUCAUAUGGAUUCUGUUCAACCUAGUCAUAGCCAUCUCGCAGCGCAGCCCCAUGCAGUUCCUUGCUUCCCAGGGUUCCCCAGAAUACUGAGAUCAAUUCAUGGAGUGUGUGCAGCAUCAGAGCCAGGGCCCUGUGGCCUGGAUGCCAGAAAAAGCUUGAGUCCUCGAUGUCAGCUUGGGAAAAGCCAGGGACAUUCGUACAUGGAUGGCAUCACUUUGGCGUCACCCUCCUCAUGAAUUCCUACUUCCGACCCAAAUCACAGGAUGCCCUGGCUUUGCCACACCCAGGGCACUGUCACUAGGUCCCUGUAAACUGCCCAGUGUAGCUUAGCUCUGCCCAUCUCCUUCUGGGUCACUCAGCACCAUGGAGCCAGUUCUCAGCCUCAGGGAGUUCUGCAGUGUGGACCCUGAUCUUAACCACCAGGCUCUCUCUCCCCACUUCUCCAGGGUCCACAGGACUUGCAGACUUGCAGAGCCUGACAGCCUCUCCUCCCUAACAGCCUUUUACCUAAACUGUUUCAGGGUCCCUUAAUUUUUUCCUAAAGGGAUCUGUGGAAAAGUUUGCAAGCCUGUAUAUUAAGUCUUAAAACUUUUAACCAAAGCCUAGCAAGACAUGAAAAUGACACCUACUCACUGCCUGUACGGCACCCACGUCCAGACCAUGGGUCAGGGACAUGGAGGAGCCUGCCAAGGUUACAGGGCUCCAGCGUGUUUCCUGAGCAAAUCUGAAGCUUUCCGGUUAGAGCUGGGGCCCUCAGCAAGCAAGGAGUCUCACCACCCCGGGACAGUGAGGUCGAGAACGCUAAGCAUGACGUCUGCAGGCCGUUGUUCACUGACCCUUCAGAAAGCUGCACACCAGUCUUGACUUCACGGCAGAAGGCUUAGUAGGGAAAGAUGAAGUCUUAUUCCUGCUGUUCUCAAAUUCAAAAGUAAAAAGGACUUGUGAGUGAAAAGGGAAUGAGAGUGCAGCCUGGCAUGGCUUCCACAGUCGCUGGGGUCUCAUCCCGCAGAGGGGAGGGUGGCGGGGAGCAAGGCGAGGGUGACAGCGACCCCAUCUGCUACCUCCCCCACAUUCGGGGCGCUGGGACUCAGGUUCAGACUCGGUGCCCGCUGGUUCCCACAGCCUCGCCUCACUGCCCCAAGUGCAUUGUGAAGUGGCCCAAGCGUCACAGGGGACCAGUCUGGCCGGGCGGGGGGCAGUAGUGUGGUGCGGACCCCGCAGACGCCAGCCUCCCGGGGAGGAUGCCGGGCCGUGACCCCUGGGCCCGCCCGCGUCCCCUUCCGCGCGCGCCCCCUGCCUCGCCGCGCGCGCCCCGCAGUUUGAGCCCCGCGGUGCACGGGUCCCAGCAGGGACGCGAGGUGGUCUGGGUGGCGCCUGGGUCCCAGCACCCUGCAGCGCGGCCCAACGCAGCGCCCUGCCCUGAGGACCCCGAGGCGCUGGCCUUGGUGCUGAACCGGCUCCUGAGAGCGCAGAGGGAGCACGAGCUGCAGCAGGAGGCGGCCGGGAGCACCCAGGGGCCAGCGACCCGCGACCGCCAGGCGCAAAGACAGCGGCGGUCAGAGCAGCGCCACAGCCCAGCACAGGGCGCCACUCCGGGCUACAAAGUGCGCGACCCGGACCUGGAGCUCCCGCCGAGCUCCCUCGCCAACGCCCGCGCCCGCCAGGUGCUGCAGCACUGCCGGGCCAAGGCCGAGGCCCUGCUCUGGCAGCUGUCGCUGGAGCAGAGUGCUCCGCUGUCCCAGGAGGUCCCCCAGGGCUGGGCCAGGGCGGAGCAGGUGGAGGGACAGCAGCUUCCGGCCAGGGCGCAGGGCCCCACUGGCAGGAGGACGCUGGAGAUGCAGCGAGCAGGCAGCUUGGAGCAGAACUGGCGCAGCCCCAGAUCGUGGGCUGAGGACGAGGAGGAGGAAGACGAGAGGGCCCACGUCCAAGCCAUCAAGAGGAAGGCACAGAGACUGGCGCAGAUCUCCGGGGCUGCGAUGGCCCAGGCCUGCAGUGCCAGGGCCCCCGGCCUGGGGCUUGGACAGGAGCAGGAGCCUUCUCAGCAGCAGCUGCGAUGUGAGGGAGAUCCAGGCCCAGCUGCGGGUCCAGCUGCUUCUGAGAAGAGACGAGGCCGGAGAGAAACUCGGGGCCACGUGGUUCCAGUUUGUAAUCUCAUAACUGAGCAUUGAUUUUUAAAAAGUAUAUAAAAUAGCAGCAAUUUCCUCUCACAUACUAGCUUAUUGAUUCAUCUGGGUAGUUU